Molecule: messenger RNA, 499 nt
Organism: Oppiella nova
Lineage: Eukaryota; Metazoa; Arthropoda; Arachnida; Sarcoptiformes; Oppiidae
Source: the annotation of a GenBank genome assembly
CGACUGCCUACUCAAACUCAUGCUCCAGGUGUCGGGUGCCAUGAAGUACUUGGAGGACAAGUGCUUUGUGCACCGGGAUCUCGCCGCCCGUAACGUACUGCUAGUGAGCGAGAGGUUCGCCAAAGUCAGUGACUUCGGUAUGUCGAGAGCCCUGUCCAUCGGGAAGGACUACUAUAAGGCGAGGUCGGCCUCCAAAUGGCCGCUCAAAUGGUACGCCCCGGAGUGUAUCUACUACUAUAAGUUCAGCUCCAAGUCCGAUGUCUGGAGCUAUGGGGUGACCCUCUGGGAGGUCAUGUCCAGGGGUGAGAUGCCAUAUCAGGGUAUGGAUGGACAGGACAUACUCCGGAUGUUUAAAGAGUCCAAACGGCUGUCCAAACCGGACAAAUGUCCAGUAAUUAUAUACCAAUUAAUGUGGAAUUGUUGGCACUUUAGACCUGAAGACCGGCUAAACUUCACCCAAAUAUGCGAUCAAUUGAGUCGUUAUCUCCAGACUCGAGAC